This is a messenger RNA of Cydia amplana, 3332 nucleotides long. RefSeq lists its product as uncharacterized. Gene Ontology annotation, molecular function: zinc ion binding; nucleic acid binding. The record is from RefSeq and is a predicted model, not a curated record. The coding region runs from base 194 to 3331 and encodes 1045 amino acids. The transcript is spliced from 10 exons. NCBI's taxonomy places the organism in Eukaryota, Metazoa, Arthropoda, Insecta, Lepidoptera, Tortricidae.
GCCACUGCAGACAUCUAAACAAGACCACAAAGAAAACAAACCGGAUUUCAUAGACAACCAACUACUAAAAGCGAAUAACUAUACCAUAGACAAUGCUACAUUUGGCCGAAACCAAUAUAUAGUUGAUGGUGUAGUAUUUAAGGAAAAUAUCAAUAUUAGUAGAUACAGAGAGUUUGAGCUGUAUAAAUUAAAGAUGGAUGAUUAUGCGGAUUCUUCAGGUGUGUCAAUAGAUGAUGACACCCAUCUCCAACUAACCCUCGAGCUGGUCCCAAAUGGCUUCAUCAUAAACUCCAAUGUGUUCCUCACCCACCACCAGUGGCACACCAUCUAUCUGGUGUCCGAGAACUUCCGCCGCUGCGCCGUAUGCGAGGUCUACUGUGACGCCACAGAUCAUAUCGGCUGUAGCCUGCAUCUAGCUAACAUGCAGAGAUAUAAGCCGCUUCAUAAGUAUGAUUUGACUAUUACUAGGAAGAUCAACAACAACUACCAUUGCGGCGUCUGCAACACAAUAUUCGACCAGUCGCUGAAAACCGAGCAUUACUCCAGCAAAACACACGAGGAUAAACUAUUAUUCGCGAUCAACAGAGUCUCGGACAUCAUGUACGAUUUCAACAUACACCACAACAAUAAUAACGACAAGAAAGAUUCAUACUAUUUCAACGUUAAGCAUAACUAUAACCAUCAAAACGCUUACAUGGUAGACGAACCGAAUGAAACUCUAGAAGAAUACAGCGAUGAAGAUAUUGAGAUUAUAGAGAAGAAAAAGUAUAAUUAUAACGAAGAUGAUUGGUAUCCGUUGAAUGAGGAUUAUAGUGAUGAUGAAUAUUAUGAGCCGAUGCAGAAUUUGGAGUUUUCUUAUGCGUCUAUGGCUAAAAAACCGAAGAGUGACGAUUUGCCUGACGUUUUGGAGGUAGAUUUAGGUAAUAAGAAAGUGACAGUAAAAUUCAACUCGUGGAACAUGCUAAUCCGUCCGAUGGCCAACCGUUUCUACUGUAUGGCCUGUAAGGUGCUCGACCACUUCCGGAACAGAGCGGAACAUUGCAAGAGCGAAGGGCAUACAGCCAGGCUCAACGAGUGUACUGUGGUCGACGAGUAUGAGAAGUACUUUGUUAGACAGAGGGAAGGGCAUACAGCCAGGCUCAACGAGUGUACUGUGGUCGACGAGUAUGAGAAUAAAGAGCUCAGUCACUUCCGGAACAGAGCGGAGCAUUGCAAGAGCGAAGGGCAUACAGCCAGACUCAACGAGUGUACUGUGGUCGACGAGUAUGAGAAGUACUUUGUUAGACAGGUCGACGACAAAUGCUACCACUGCGGCCACUGCAACAAUCUGCAACUGAUCAAUGUGAUGGAAGACCACAUCCGCUCCGUCCACACUCACCCCACCACCGUUUCUUCUCUCCUCGACUCACCGGCCAAAAAAAUAACACAUUCCACACCGCACAAAACAACCAAAACUGAUGAUAUAGCGAAUCGAGGCACAAACGACACAGAAGAAAUAGUUGGAAAUGAUACUAAAAUAAUUAACCCGGCUACUGUGUUUGAGGGUCUUAGACAAGCUAAUAGCAAUUUCGAUGAUAUAGUCAUAUGUACGUUUGGGAGUAAUCUUCGUAUGUCGAAGUUGGCGUUUAAUAUAGUGUGCCAAGGAGAAAAUGAUUAUUAUUGUGGGCUUUGUGAAGUUAAUAUAGAUAGGGAGAAAUUGAGGUUUCACGUGAACGAUGGGAAGCAUUUGGCGAUGUUGCAGCGGACACCAUUUAUACAGGCGUUCAAUGUGCAUCUGUUUAGAGAGAUUCGCGACGCCCUUCACUGUGGUUUAUGCAACGAGCUCAUACAAAUUAUGCCAGAAUUUAUUAUAAAACACAAAUACCUCGAAAAACAUAUCGUGAGCCUGCACAGAGCUCUGGGCUAUUUCAAAAACGACAAUACACUUACUGAGGCUAAAAAUGGUACAAAUAUUCGUAACACUAUAGCUCAAUCUAAGCCAGUAGCUGAAAUUCCUAAAAUACCUACUACAAAUGUAAUUAAUACAAAUGUGACUAAUGUUAAUGGUGUCAAAAAAGAAGCGGCUAUUCCGAAUAAUAAUGUGCCUUUAAAUAAUAUACCAAUACCAAAUAUAGUUAAUAAGAAAAUCGUACCAAUCGCCAAUAAGAAUGUAACUAUAACAACAGUUAAUAGUAACAAGAAUGAAAAUGUUACUAAUACAAAUAAAAUAAUAGAUGCAUCGAAAACUGUAACUGUUAAAAGUGUACCAAAUACUGCAGCUAAAGAAAAUACAAAUAAAAUAAAUGUGGAUAUAUCUAAAAAUGUACCGGUUAAUGUUAAGAAUGGACCAAAUAAAGACAAUCUAAAAGAUGGUAUGGACGCAGAUACACAAUUAAAAACUGAAGACUUCGUAACAGUAAAAAACGGUGUUAAAGAAGAAAUGGCAGAUGAAUUGGACGAUUCGUACAUCGAAGAUUUCGAUCUUGAAGAAUAUGUUUAUUUAAAACUGGGUAAUAGUUAUAUUAAGAUAACUAAUGCGGCGUAUAACUCCUUAGUGGACGUGGGCGAUGGUAGUAAAUACUGUUUUGUGUGUUCGUCCGUCGUGUGUGAGUUGAGUAAGCAUGUUGAAAGCCGGGGGCAUAUGGAAAAUAUGGAGAAAUUUAAGUUUGUUGAUAAGUACAAUGAGGAUUUGAUGAGACAGUUCUACCUCAUGUACCACUGCAGCAUCUGUAAUGUGGUCAUCACCAGAAAGCAUUUACACCAGCACCUGUCCUGGCCCACGCACUCACUCCAAACUGAAAACACGAAGAUAACCUCAAAAAAACGCAAAACCGAAAUCAAAACGGGCACCAAACAGAUCACCGUCACUACCCAGAAAGAAAACAUAUAUCUAAACGAAAAAGAGACUGAUAUAAAGAUAUAUAAAAAUAUAACUAUAGAAAAGGAAAAAUUAGAGAUACAGAGGAUGAAUAAGAUAGUGAUAUUCAAUGAUAACGUGCUGAAAGUGCCUUUUGAUAGUUGGCACGGUUUCAGUGAGAUAGCGGAUGGGUAUAGAUGCAAGGUUUGUCAGAGCGAGUUUGAGAGUAGUGAGUUUGGUUUGCAUGCGGGCAGCGAGUGGCAUAAGGGGAAUUUGGAAAAGAUUGAGAAGCAGUAUUCACCGGCGCUGAUAAGAAAGAUAAACGACACAACCCUAAACUGCUUGAUGUGCAACACGGAGGUGGCCAACAAGAAGCACAUAGUCGCCGAACACAUCCAGGGCAAGAGACAUGUCAAACAAUACGAAAACAUGCUCAAAGACAGCUCCGGGGCGAAUAGCUAUGCCGAUUGCGACCAAGAUGUCGUUAUGCUGUAAU